This is a messenger RNA of Kazachstania africana CBS 2517, 1758 nucleotides long. RefSeq lists its product as uncharacterized. The record is from RefSeq and is a predicted model, not a curated record. The transcript has a single exon. Lineage: Eukaryota; Fungi; Ascomycota; Saccharomycetes; Saccharomycetales; Saccharomycetaceae. The coding region runs from base 1 to 1758 and encodes 585 amino acids.
AUGUCUGGCGUAACUAGUUUACCAACAGCAAAGUCAAGUUCUUUUAUAACCUACAGGUUGAAUAAAUACUCUGUCGGUUCUUCUGGUACCACAAACAAAAUCAGAGAGCAGCUAGGUUUCAGAGAUGAUAUUAUAUGGAGGAGAUUCUCGAAUCGAAGACUCGAACUUAUUGACAAAUUUAACUUAAGCCACUUUAAAGCGAGCGAACAGGAUCAAAAUAUAAGACGGAUCGCCGCCAUGCUUAGAGAGGAGUUUGGAUAUCCAGAAUCAACCUCAAAUGAGUUCGAGAAAUUGGUUACAGCAGCUGUUCAGUCAGUUAGAAGAAAUAGAAAGCGCGCUAUGAGAAAGAGAGCUGCUGCCUUUAAAGCAGCCACAUUAAAUGGCAAUCACUUCAAUAUGCCUUACUUUACGUCUCCAUCUGCUAACGACCCAAUUUGGAAUAAUGCGCUUAAUUAUGCAGCCGCAGAUCCUUUUGUUCCCAAUAAUUUCUCCGUUUUGUCCCAAAGUCCGCCUGGCGGUUUGGCUGUUUAUCCGUUGGGAUAUCAAUCCUAUUUGCCUUCUAAUAUGGUAGAACAACCAUAUAAUAUUAAUGCAUUGCAGUCAACGAAUCGGCUUCCGCAAAAAAUGUUCAAUGAAAAUCCCAAUUAUCAAUUUAUUAAUCACAGAUAUGAUUUCACAAAUUUUCCUCCAAUGAAUGGCAUGAAAGAGAGUAUCACUUCAACGCAAAUUCCCUUGGCCUUUUCAGUCAACAUACCGGGAAUUCCCACCAAUCCUACAGCGUGUGGAGGACAAGGUUAUGAUGGUAUUAUUAGAAGAGCAAUGUCAGAUGUUAUGAAUGCAUAUUUUCUACUAUCUGGUCCAGGUAGAAAAUGUGACGAGGAAACAGUAGUAAGAGAGCGAGUUUGCCAUAGUAUGAAGAAUUCGAAACAGUGUCAUAAUAUUUUGAAUUCAGCGGAGCCUUUGAAACAUUUUGAGCAUUUGAGAGUUCUUGGCGAAACGGCAAUAAAGAAGUCAGCGGCAGAAGUAAUGAAAAGGCAUUUUCAAACUGGGGUAAAUCCUUCAAUAGAACCUAUUUUAACGAAAACAGGCUCUUCCACAUGGAUCUCUAACUUAUCCUUGAAGCUGUUUUCGCCAGUAGUGAGGAUGGACUUAUCGCAAUUUCCAAUGUUCGAAGUCCAAAUUGAACUCUUAUAUUUGUCUCUUGGUUGUAUUGUACAUGAUUUUGGAUAUGACGAUCCAUAUAUUGCACUAAACAACUUAAUUUAUAAUGAGUUGAAAGAUGUUUACACAAUACACGAAAAUAAUAACACUGACGGGAACAGCAUCUCCUGUAAGAUUAUAAAGGCGGCAUACAAUGGUGACAACAAAGAGUUUAACUUUUCCUUCUCCAAAAACAGACCGUUAACAAUAGUAGAUGUUCUAGAAAGGUUCCAAUCUCUGUUCGGGAUGAGACCUAGCAAUAUUAAUCAUUUGGCUAUGUAUUAUCAGAAUAAAAUUGUCUUGGAUGAUUUUAUUUUGUCCGAAAUUUUGAAGGCCGAUACUGAGAGUACGUUGAGUAUUGAAAUAAUUGAUUUAAAUAAGGAACCAGUGCUGGAAUCACAAAUGCCAGUAGGGGAAAAAAUUUAUUCUUACAGCUCCCUAUCGUCAACAGCUCCGAGUAAGAUUGCAAAAAAAAUAACAAUUCAGAGGACACGCCGAAAGGAGCCACAGUGUCGCUGCCACCGAUCGCGAAUUAUUCAUCGUCUAAAUCUUUUGUAA